Molecule: messenger RNA, 3301 nt
Organism: Notothenia coriiceps (black rockcod)
Lineage: Eukaryota; Metazoa; Chordata; Actinopteri; Perciformes; Nototheniidae
Gene: gys1
Product: glycogen synthase 1 (muscle)
Exons: 16
Coding region: 108-2237 (709 amino acids)
Biological process (GO): glycogen biosynthetic process
Cellular component (GO): cytoplasm
Molecular function (GO): alpha-1,4-glucan glucosyltransferase (UDP-glucose donor) activity
Source: RefSeq, a predicted model, not a curated record
ACCGCCCCCUUUUUUCUCACUGUCCGAUGGUUUUAAUGUUUUUGGACUGACUGCGACAGCUGCUCAAGUGUUCAUCAUCUUCGUGAAGUUAGGACAAAACUGAAGGCAUGCCGCUGGCUCGCAGCCUCUCUGUCACGUCCUUGUCUGGACUGGAGGACUGGGACGAGGAGUUUGAUUUGGAGGACGCUGUCCUUUUUGAAAUUGCGUGGGAGGUCGCUAACAAAGUUGGAGGCAUCUACACCGUCAUCCAGACCAAAGCCCGUCUGACCGCAGAGGAAUGGGGGGAGAACUAUUUCCUGGUGGGUCCCUAUGUGGAGAGCAACGUGCGCACUCAGGUGGAGCUGAUCGAGCCCACCAACCCGGUGCUGAAGAGAACCAUCGACAAGAUGAACGCCAGUGGGUGUAAGGUGUACUUUGGGCGGUGGCUUAUUGAAGGCAGUCCCUAUGUUGUUCUGAUCGAUGUGGCGUUCUCUGCCUGGUCUCUGGACACCUGGAAGAGCGAGUUGUGGGAGCUUUGUGACAUCGGCGUGCCUUGGUUUGAUCGUGAGGCUAACGACGCUGUGCUGUUCGGCUUCCUGACGGCCUGGCUUCUGGGAGAGUAUGCAGCCCAGAGUGAGGAGCCUCCACACAUCGUUGCUCAUUUCCAUGAAUGGUUAGCAGGUCUGGGUCUGAUUUUGUGCCGACACAGACAGCUGCCCGUCGCCACCAUCUUCACCACCCACGCCACUCUGCUAGGAAGAUACCUGUGUGCUGGCAAUGUGGACUUCUAUAACAAACUUGCAGAUUUUAACGUGGACAAGGAGGCCGGCGAUAGACAGAUCUACCACCGCUACUGUUUGGAGCGGUCGGCCGCUCACUGUGCACAUGUCUUCACCACUGUAUCACAGAUCACUGCCGUCGAGGCAGAGUACCUGCUCAUGAGGAAACCAGACAUUAUCACUCCCAACGGGCUCAACGUAAAGAAGUUCUCAGCUGUACACGAGUUUCAAAACCUUCACGCUCAGAGCAAGCAUCGGAUCCAGGAGUUCGUCAGGGGACAUUUCUACGGGCACCUUGACUUCAACCUGGACAAGUGUUUGUUCCUCUUCAUUGCUGGACGGUAUGAGUUCUCCAACAAAGGAGCCGACAUCUUCUUGGAAGCGUUAGCCAGACUCAACUAUCUGCUGAGGGUCAAUCACAGUGACGUGACAGUCAUUGCGUUCUUCAUCAUGCCAGCUCGGACAAACAACUUUAAUGUUGAGACACUGAAGGGCCAAGCAGUCAGGAAACAGCUCUGGGAUACAGCUCAGACUGUGAAGGAACGUUUUGGAAAGAAACUUUAUGAAUCACUUCUAGUUGGGCAGCUGCCCGAUGUGCAGAAGAUCAUUGACAAAGAGGACUUCACUAUAAUGAAACGGGCCAUCUUCGCGACUCAGAGACAGUGCCAGCCUCCAGUCUGCACUCAUAACAUGCUGGAGGACAGCAGCGACCCCAUCCUCAACUGUGUGCGCCGUAUCGGCCUUUUCAACAGCGCUGUCGACCGUGUCAAGAUUAUCUUCCAUCCAGAAUUCCUCUCGUCCACCUCUCCUCUUCUUCCUAUGGAUUAUGAGGAGUUUGUAAGAGGCUGCCACCUCGGCGUCUUCCCCUCUUACUACGAGCCUUGGGGCUACACUCCAGCCGAGUGCACGGUGAUGGGAAUCCCAUCAAUCUCCACCAACCUGUCAGGCUUCGGCUGUUUCAUGGAGGAGCACAUAGCAGACCCCUCAGCAUAUGGUAUUUACAUCCUGGACCGGCGGUAUCGGGGGGUCGACGAGUCGUGUAACCAGCUCACGUCCUUCCUGUUUCAGUUCUGCAAGCAGAGCAGACGCCAGCGGAUCAUCCAGAGGAACCGCACCGAGCGUCUGAGCGAACUCCUGGACUGGAAAUACCUCGGCAGGUAUUACAUAUCCGCCCGUCACAUGGCCCUGGCUAAAGCGUUCCCUGACACCUACAUGUAUGAACCUACUGAGCCCACCUCCACCUCAGGUUUCAGUUACCCGCGACCCGCCUCUGUGCCUCCGUCUCCAUCUCUGUCCCGCCACUCCUCCCCCCACCACAGCGAGGUGGAGGACAACGAUGAAGAGGAGCGCUACGACGAAGAUGUGGAGGCAGAAAAGGACCGCAAGAACAUCCGCCAGCCCUACGCCCUGCCGUUCAAAAACAAAACCUCUCCCCUGGGGGCCAAUGGAAACGGCAAUGGUGACGAUGAUGAAAACUGAGACACUCAAACAAACACACACUCAUACAUACACACUUAUACAUGCUUACACAAAUACAUGCAAAACUUCACUAGUGAAACCUCCUUGUUGCAAUCGUUGAAGUCCUCAUGUAUUUCAUAAAUGUGUGCAAUUGUGUGAAUGCGAGUGUUGAAUUCAAUAUCGACUUGUUGUGAAAAAUAGCAUCACUGUCCCAACCUGUUUGUACCUCAGAGAUUUUAGACAAAUAUAUGUUCGUUUGGUAUGUUUUUGGUAUUGCUUCAGUCACACCAGCAGUGCAACCAUCGGUUAGCGUUGUGGAAGUACGUGCAGCAGCUAGAAAGGGCUAAACGACGGCUCAACAAGGAAACUAAUCAGGAUUGCUGGAUUUUAUAGUGUACUAACACUGGAUAACAUACUGUAGGUCAAGAAACAUUGAAAGGAUAACUAUUUUUGAGCCGAAGUAGGGUUUUUUUAUACUUGAUUUAAUAAUGGUUUAGAGUGAGGAAAAUAUCCUAAUCCUCCUUGCAUCCAAAUUAUCAUCUGUACAAAAUCAAAGCUAUUUUCCUGGUUAAAGAAUCUCUCUUGUAAAGACGGUGUCAGUGAGGAUUCAGUGGACAGCACAGUGUAGCAUCUAUCUUUCAAAUGCCUUGGAAUGGAAAUAAAAUGCAACACACACACACACACACACACAGUAACCAAUAAUGUCAGAAAACAAAAGAUGUUCUUCUCAUUUUGAGGAUAUGGUGUGUUUUAAUUUUCUUCCCGCCAUAUUGUAUCAUAGCCUUUCAGUGACAAUCACAGAUGAACAACCUUACACUCCUCUGUUUGUGUGAGCUUGUGUGGAUUACUCCGGGGUUUGACAAGUAUUUAUUUGUGAAGGUAAAGAGAUGAGACGGGGAGGAAAAAAGGGACAGAAAGUAACAAUGUUGAGAAUUGUGUCUUCAAUGGAAGAAGAAGAAGGUUUUACCAGGCGUACGCUCACACUCCGUACGUAACGUAAGAGCUUUAUCAUUUGUUAAAGUCUUGCACCAGAUGAACUAAUAAUAAAGUUGAAAUAAACAUAUACCUGUUAGUGUUUUACAAAA